Molecule: messenger RNA, 3032 nt
Organism: Eupeodes corollae
Lineage: Eukaryota; Metazoa; Arthropoda; Insecta; Diptera; Syrphidae
Gene: Phf7
Exons: 7
Coding region: 203-2701 (832 amino acids)
Cellular component (GO): nucleus
Source: RefSeq, a predicted model, not a curated record
UGUGCGUGUAAAUCGACAUUUCAGCUUGUAGGCAUACCAUUAUGACAUAUAGGAUUUCGGACUGUACUAUAGUGCCGCCAAAAUACUCAAAAUACAAUCUUCUGACCAGAUUUUUGUUCAACAGUUUAAACUUUCAUAGAACGCACAACGAUACAAAACUAAGAGCUAAAUUAUAAAAACUUAAUACAAUUAUUGUAAAAAAAUGGAUAAAGAGUGUUUUUUGUGCAAAUCUAAAGAAAAAGAUGAAGUCAAAUUUGGUGAAUUUAUGACCUGUGGCAAAAUUUCCGUACAUUAUUUUUGUUUGCUAUUGAGUUCAAAUCUUAUGCAAAAUGGUGAAGACAACGAAGGUUUGUUGGGAUUUCUUCCGAAAGACAUUCAAGAGGAAGCACAUAGAGUCAAACCAUUGAUAUGUUGCUACUGCCGGAAACCUAGUGCUAAUAUUUCUUGUUGUGCCAGUAAAUGCUACAAAUCUUUUCACCUAACGUGUGGAGACAAAAACAGUACAGAGCAUAAUUUUGUUGGGACGUUCAAGUCAUUUUGUCACCGUCAUGUGAAGGGAAAGAAGGUCACUCCACCAUUGCCGGACGAAAAAUGCUGUAUUUGCUAUGAUAAUAUCUUAACUCCUGGCACAAGAUUCGACACUGUUAAUAUGAUCAGAGCCCCUUGCUGUAAAAAUGGCUGGUUCCAUAAAUAUUGUUUGGCAUCCUUUGCUAAGACUGCUGGAUACUUCUUUAAAUGUCCGCUUUGCAACGACUCUAAAGUGUUUCGACAACGCUUGGCUUACAAAAGUAUAUUUAUUCCAGACAGGGAUGCAGCAUGGGAGUUAGUACCAAAUGCCUUUGCUGAACUCCUCGAAAGACCAAGUUCAUGCGUCGCUGUAAAUUGCUAUGCAGAAGGUGGACGAAAAUCACAAACCAAACGAAAUGAAUUUCUUUUUUGUUCCACGUGUGGUUCUGUUGCAAUUCAUCGUCGGUGUAUGACAAUUCGACUGGAGAAUUUUUACUGCGACGAAUGUGUAUCGAUUACAGCGGCAAUAGAAAGCUCAUCUGUAGUGAACAUAACCCCCACUAAAUUAAAUAAUAAUGAGAACAAAGAUGAAGAAGAAGAAGACGAUAAUAUUGAUGUUGGCAACGACUUCGAUGUUAGUUCUGAGAAUAAUUCUUUGAAUCAAAUUUACUGCGAGGAAGAAAGUGCAGAUAAAUGUGUUAAGUCUCUUUGCAUAGCCAAAAAGAGGUAUUUACCCUCUGAAACUGAAUCCGAUAGUGACUCAAAUGUUAAGGAUGCAGAUUUUGAUAGUGAUAGCAUAGGUAUUAAGCCCUUAGAGAUAUUUAAAAGCAAUAAGUACAAAAUUGUCGACAAUGAUUCUUUUUUUAACGAGUCAGAUGAUGAUAUUGCUUCAAGUCGAAAAAUGUUUUCUAAAGAGCUUUCAAACAAGAAAACUGGUUCUUCUACUUUCAAUGGAUAUAAAAGUACAUAUAAGGAAAGUUUUUUCGACGUUGGAGAAAAUUUUGAAAGUAGUGUCCAUAAAUGCAAUAGCAGUAGUUCUUUCGAUUCUACAAUAAGUGAAAGUUGGGGAAAAGCGGAGCUUAGAGUCCUUGUUCAUGUAAAAAAACUAAUUAGUCUCGAUAUUGAAAAAAGAGUAAACCGCAGAUUCAUAUCCUUGAGUAAUGAUAAAAAAGAAACAAGUAUGGUCAGGUCCAAAAGAAGUCUUUCACAACAAAUGGAAACAUUUUCUGAUUUGACAGAAAAAGAAGACGUAGAAAAUAAAAAAGAGGAGUUGAAUACCGAAAUAUUUGAUGAAGAGAAAAAAUAUUCUCUUUCAAUGUUUCCAGGUAAUACUUCUUGUUCAAAGGACACAAAUAACACCUCCUCGAAGUCAAGCUCUGAAACAAGAAUAAUUAUUUCUGACCCCAAUUUUAUUAAUAGAACAUCGCAAAUAUCCCCUUUACGUUUAAGAAGUCUUUCAGAAGAUACUUCAAAAAGAUCUACACGUAUUGUUGAGCGUAGAAGAAGCGUUCUUCAAGGUUUUAGUUCUUCGACACCUGUCCAGCAGGUCACGCAAAUUAAAAGUUUUAAAAGGCCGACUGAGACACUAGAAUCAACAUCUAUAAAACGCAGUCGUCUGAACUCCGACACAAAUAAAGAAGGUUGUACGCUCAAUCAAGAGCAUUCAAUUAAUAUUAACGUAAAUUAUGAGGACGAAAACAAACUUGAUCGUUUGCAAUCAACCGGCCUUAUGAGGCGCAGAUCUAGAGGAAGAUCACCUCUAGGUGUAAACCUCUGCGAUGUAUACGCUUACAGUACCCUACCUUUCGUCAAAAAGAUCACAUCACAAAAUUUGGUAUUUUUAAUUACAGAUAAAACUGUUGUAAGUGAAAAUUCCGAUGGCAUGGAACAAAAUUUGUCUGAUGUUGAACAAAUUUUUAGCAAAAAAAAUUGUAUUCUUUUUACAGACAAACCAAACAUUCCACAGUCUACACUGAAAGUUAAAGAAAACACUACAAAAGAUAGUAUAAUCACUAAUAAAAGCAUAACAACCACAGACACAGAUUGUAAUAUCUUUGAAAUUUUUGUUGCAACCGAUAAAUGGAAACAACAAAAAAUUAAGAUGAAACGCACUGCUUCUCAAAAAUCUACGAAAGGAAUAUUUAUUCUACCAAGUAAUCAGACAAAAAUUGAAUCAUUCUUUAAGAGAAUUUGAAAAGCUGCCUUUUUAUACAUCAAGCGAACAAAACUUUAUAAGAAUACUUUUAUUCACAGUUUUCAAAAAAUCAAUAAAAUUUAAUUAUGAUAUGUUGGCGACAAGGAAGGUUAAAUUUGUUUAAUUUAUGACAUCGAUUGAUUUUUUAUCUAGAUUAUAAUUUUAAUUCGCUUUUAUGUGUAAAGUAUGUAACAAAGUAUGUCACAAUUUUAUUCAUUCAAGCUUCAUCAUUUAUGUUUUAUAGUUUUAUUUUAUACCGUUUUUGCCAUGUGUGCUUAUAAAUUAAUUUAAAAGCUUAAAUAAAUACAAACAUGUUAAAUACUACUAUCUA